Molecule: messenger RNA, 1142 nt
Organism: Tuber aestivum (summer truffle)
Lineage: Eukaryota; Fungi; Ascomycota; Pezizomycetes; Pezizales; Tuberaceae
Source: the annotation of a GenBank genome assembly
CACAACAUAAAGUUACUGUAACCUACCGUGCAUACAUACAUAAAGCGCAGUGCAUACAUAGCCAUCUCGCAGCACAGCACCAAUAUCAAAGCCACCGCAACCUCCCUUCCCUUCCCUUCCCUCCCUCCCUUCCUCCCUCCCAUCCAUCCAUCCAUCCAUCCAUCCAUCCAUCCUCCUCCUAACCAACCAACCAAAGAUAAAUAAUAAAAAAACACACAACCACAACCACCCGGUUGCUCUGGUUUUCCCCGACUCCCAAAAACGGAUAUUUACUGACUCGAACGCGUCGACCAACCGCAAACGCUACAUAUAUAUAAAAGAUAUAAAAAAAAUUUAAAAAAAAAGUCAUGCCACAACCAUCGUCAUCAAGGAACACCCGUCAAUCCCUCGCCCCCUCGACCGCAAAAGCACGACAACUCUCCCACCUGAACUCGCAAUUGGCCCAGUUACAGGCUCACCUCGCGGACCUUCAGGACAUCAUGCGCGUUACGGCGGUGCAGGCAGAGAAUAUAAAGUCUCUCGGAGGACUUAAUGGGGCUUUGUAAGCCUUUCCCUUUUUUUUCUUUUCUUUUUCUUUCACUUUUCCCUUUUCUUUUUUUUACCCUUUUUCUUUUCUUUUUCCUUUUUCCCAUUUCCACCCCCCCCCCCCCUCUCCCUCACCUCACCUCACCUUACCUCACCUCGAUCACCCAAUUCACCCUUACUUCACUUCACUUCCCUUUCUUUCCUUCAGCUCUUCAUUUUUUAUUUUUCCCAUUUUUAUUUUACUCUGUCAUUUUAUGGCUUUCUUGGGGGGAGGGGGAGGGGGGGGGUUUCUUUCUUCUCAUGCCAUGCGCUGCGUUGGACUGAACUGGACUGACUGUUGCUGUGACGGGUGGUGGUGGUGGUGGUGGGGGUGGGUUAGAUUGAUGGCUGCAGGGAAGGUGCUCGGUGAACCAUUUGAUCCUAAUACCGGUACUGGCGGGGAAUGAUGGUUAUUGUGAUUGAACGGUGAUGAUGAUGAUGAUGAUGAUGGUGGUGGUGGUGGUGGUGGUGGCGGUGGUUGGCAGUGUGGAAGGGGGACCGUUAUUGUACAGGUACAUUUAUUUUGUGCGUUCGCUUUACUGGUACUUUUUCAUUUAUUUAUUCAUCUAUUCUUUUUA